UUGGAUUGCUUUGUAAGGCACCUUUUUUUAAAAGAAAGAUUACAAAGUGCUUUCCAUAAGCAACAAAUCCACAACAAUGAAAGCAGGAAAAUGAAAACAUAUCAACAGUCAUAUAUAGGAACAGACAUUUGCUAUGAUACUGCAAAAGAUUAUGGUAAAAGGAUAAAAAGCACUUUUAAAAGACGAUACUGUACAUAUUAUAUACUUGUAUACAUUCAAAUUCUUGAACUGGUUUGAUUCAGAAUUUUGCAUCACACUUUGCUGGGCUUUCCUGCACUGUGAUGCUGAUGGGGUUUGUGACACGUAAUAUUCCAUACUGUAGGGUUUGGGUUUACUACGUAGCUUCAGACUCACUCAGACCAGAUUCAGACUCACUCAGACCUGGUUCACUUAUCAUACCUGAGAUUUUACUCGUCAGUACGACUUUGUGAAAGAACAGUUAAAGCCAUGUUUGCAAAGAUGGACAGGACAGAAACCACUGCUCAAAAUAACAAUGAGGAGAGACACCCUAGACAGAACAGCCGUGGUUUCUUCUCAAGUCAGUCCAGGACUGUGGACUCAGAGCAGGGUCACAGGGAUGCUCUGCUAAAUCAUAUAGACACACUGUGUGCGGCAGACAAAUCUCGGAACAAUGCUGUUUUAGAAAGACUUAGACGGCAGAACCUGCAAGGCUCCCCGGCCCCUUUACCACAACCUGCAAUUAUCCCUAGACAGAUGACAAUGUCAGCCUCCAGUGACGAUACCCUGAGGUUCGAUGCUAGCACUCCCACUGAGCUGAGAGAAAUCCCACUGAUCACAACUCCAGAUCAACAGUGGGACCCGACGUGGCUAGCUAAGGCGUUUGCCCCUCACAGGCCUUUUGCCCCUCCUCCAGUAAAUCCACGACCCAGGAGGAGAGUGUCCCGUCUCCCAGUGAUGCAGAUAAACUCCAACGUAGCAGAAAAAAACGUUGCUGGAGGAUACAGACUCCAGACCGCUGAGGGACAGGUGGAGAAAUUUUGGAAAGGACUGCAGCACCUACACCAAAACUUUGGUGCCAGCGUACCUCACCCCCCAACAGCUCCAAGAAGGAAAGAUUCUUUGGUACCUAUCCAUCCAGCCCCUCCUCCAAAACCGGCUCCAUCAAAGACAAUCAAAAGGAAAAUGGAGCCCCUUCGACCCGCUCCUACCCCACCAGAGACAACCUCAGCAUCCUACAAACAAACUCCCCCUAAAACACCUGCUCAAACCAACAGGACAAGAAAAAAUCGUUGCAUGCCUAAUCCCCCUCAGAGGACUGUUGCUGGAGGAAAGACAUCCUCCAAACCCGAGACAACAGAUUACAAGAACCUGGAGGAGUUGAAGCCGCUGCCUAGGCCUUUGGAUAGUUUGUCUCUCUGCUUUAAACUGAUGAGAAAUGAAGACUGGGAGAAGAGGACAGAAGGAUUAAAGCUGGUGCAAGCACUGGCCCAGCACCAUCCAGAUGUACUGAAGACCAAAUUACACGAAGUGUCUUACGCCGUGACAGAAGAAAUUCAAAAUCUGCGCUCGUCAGUGGCUGCUGUGGCGAUAGACACCAUGGUUUAUUUGUUUGUGUACCUGCACAAGGAUAUGAAUGUUCAGGCGGAGAAGAUUGGUAAUGCCCUGCUGCUGAAGAUUGCAAAGUCUACUGCAAAUGCCUUUAUUCAGCAGCAGACCAACAUAGCCCUAGAGGCCCUGGUGCGUAACUGCAACCCAGCUCCAGUGUUGAACGCUCUGCUGUACACAGGGUUGAGCCACCUGUGCCUUGCAGUACGAGAAGGAACCGCUCAGCACAUUCGACUAAUGGCUGACAUAAUGGGAACAGAAGGCAUCCUGACAUCAGGGAAGACCUUCAUCCGGCGCUUUGUGGAUGCUGUCAACAAAAUGGCUGUGGACUCUUCAAGCAAAGUCAGGGCCCACGGACUCGCCAUAUUCCAGGAGCUCAAGUUUGAGAAGAUCUUCAUGGAUCAGUGGAAAUUCCUCGUCUCAGACAAGGAUAAAUCCUUUGUGGAGAAGCACCUGAAGAAUAUGAGGAUGGCGUAAAUUAGGACUGGGUAGCAGGGCAGCAUGGUGGUGGUGGUUGCUUUUGUCAUUCUCAAUAAAAAUAAAUAAAUUUAAAAUUCA
Messenger RNA from Notolabrus celidotus (New Zealand spotty), 2124 nucleotides. RefSeq lists its product as uncharacterized. Gene Ontology annotation, cellular component: cilium; cytoplasmic microtubule. The coding region runs from base 448 to 2043 and encodes 531 amino acids. The record is from RefSeq and is a predicted model, not a curated record. The transcript has 7 exons. Gene Ontology annotation, biological process: microtubule cytoskeleton organization. Gene Ontology annotation, molecular function: microtubule binding. NCBI's taxonomy places the organism in Eukaryota, Metazoa, Chordata, Actinopteri, Labriformes, Labridae.